AUGUCCAAACCGUCGUCCAACGUUAAGGCCCUGCAGGCUAAUCUGAACAUCCCGAUGGGAGCUCUGCGUCCGGGGGCGGGACAUCCUGUGAGGAGGAGAGAAGAGACGGGAGACACGCAUGAGGCCCCCUCGCCGACGGAACAACUGAGCGACACCGCGCAAUCGCCGCAAGAGGAGAAAAAGCCAUUGCCGGGCGCUGUCAAGCUUCCGGGACCGGCCGUCGACCUCUCAGAGCUUCAGAACGUCAAGAGCGAGCUAAGAUGGGUCACCAAAGAGUAA
Nerophis lumbriciformis (worm pipefish) is the source of this 279-nucleotide messenger RNA. The record is from RefSeq and is a predicted model, not a curated record. Lineage: Eukaryota; Metazoa; Chordata; Actinopteri; Syngnathiformes; Syngnathidae.